AUGGCUGAGGCAAUGCGAGCAACCGUGGCUUCUCUGUUAAAAGGAAUAGAUAGGUAUAAUCCGGAGAAUUUGCCGACCUUGGAGAGAUAUGUGGACAUGCAAGCUAAAGACAACACAUACGAUCUGGAGGCAAACUUAGCUGUUCUAAAAUUGUAUCAGUUUAACCCCAGUUUGUAUCAGACGGGAGUGACGGCAAUGAUCCUUCUCAAAGCUCUGACUAACCUGCCUCAUUCUGACUUCAUUCUGUGCAAGUGUCUCAUUGAAACCCACAGAUUGACAGAGGAACUUGUGUCGAAGGUGCUGCGACUGGCACAUUUUCUGGAGACAGCAAACUUUCAGCAGUUUUGGGUGUCAUUGAUGGAUGACCCCGACCUUCUCAUUGGUAUUAUUGGCUUUGAGGACUCCAUAAGGAAAUUUGCUGGGAAAUAUUUCUGUCUGUAUAUAGCGUCCACACCUACCUCUAAAUGUUCCGCGAAGGACAAACUUCGACAGUUGCUGGGAAAUAUUUCUGAUACCCAAACCAGCCAGUGGAUCAGCAAGUAUGGCUGGACGGAACAGCUGGAUGGCUACGUGUUCAUCACAAGCCAGGAUGAGAACAUCAAAACCAAGAACAUCACAGAGAAAAUCUCAUUUGAUAGUGUUGCUGCUAUCAUGGCAGCAGGGCGAUGA
This is a messenger RNA of Candidula unifasciata, 669 nucleotides long. Lineage: Eukaryota; Metazoa; Mollusca; Gastropoda; Stylommatophora; Geomitridae. The record is from the annotation of a GenBank genome assembly.